UUAUUAAUUCCAACCAUAUAAUAUAAUAAUAUUAACAAUCUCAUUGAAUUAUUGUAAUCAUCAUCUUUCCUUCUUCCUAUUUUAUAUGCUUAGAAAAAAAAAUCCAUUUUCUCUGUCGUCACCACUGAGCCAAAUGACAACUGCUUUUCCAUUAUUGAGUCCCUAAAUUUCCCUUAGCUCACAUACUAUGCCACCCCCACCCGACACCCCCAUCACAGAAAUAGAAACAAAAACAAACAAAGUUACAAUUUUGAUUCAAAAAAGGGGUAUUUACAGCUAAAUUUAUAGCUACAGAUGGAGGGUCUGAGAAUUUUGAGGAGCUAUUAAAAUGGCGGAUGGCCAACAACCACCAUUUUUUAUGAGGUAUGAGCAGCUAAGCUUUUGAAUAAAGAAAGGGGCCAAUAAAAAACUUGUUUUUAUACUCAUCCAGCAAGUUACUACUUGUAUUUAUUAUUAUUGUGGAGAGAGAAGAAGAAGAUUGAUUGUGUCGGUGCUUUUAAGAUAUUUGCUUUUUCAUUUUUAUUUAUUUUAGGAGAAUGAAAAAAAUAAUUCCUUUUAAGAAAAUCAACGUAGAGUAGCCACAACCGCACCCCAUAACCUUUCUUCACUUCCAGCUUUUGCCUUUUUCAUGGGUAUUCUUUCUCUCUCUGUUAUUCCUCCUAGUCAAGCUCUAGAUUACAGGGAAAUAAAAAUUUUGUAAUUAAGCCCCUGUAUUUUCACAUAAUUAUACAAUCAGAGAGAAAGAGAAGGAAGAUAUAGAGGGAAAGACGAAGAUGGAGGUGGGUGAUGGGAUUCAAAGUGGAGGAGUUGCAAGUUCAGGGGGGUGUUGUGGCGCUAAGAGAAAAAACGAAAGGCCUUACAAAGGAAUAAGGAUGAGGAAGUGGGGAAAGUGGGUUGCAGAAAUUAGAGAGCCCAAUAAGCGUUCGAGAAUUUGGUUGGGCUCGUAUUCAACGCCGGUGGCGGCGGCGCGGGCUUAUGAUACGGCGGUGUAUUAUUUACGCGGUCCUUCGGCCCGGUUGAAUUUUCCUGAGCUGUUGGGUGGUGAUGGUGGGCUUAAUGAUUUAUCUGCUGCUUCAAUUCGUAAAAAGGCCAUAGAAGUUGGUGCUCAAGUUGACGCG
Nicotiana tabacum (common tobacco) is the source of this 1118-nucleotide messenger RNA. Its product is annotated as ethylene-responsive transcription factor ERF011. Gene Ontology annotation, molecular function: DNA binding; DNA-binding transcription factor activity. Gene Ontology annotation, biological process: regulation of DNA-templated transcription. The record is from RefSeq and is a predicted model, not a curated record. NCBI's taxonomy places the organism in Eukaryota, Viridiplantae, Streptophyta, Magnoliopsida, Solanales, Solanaceae.